Balaenoptera musculus (blue whale) is the source of this 1898-nucleotide messenger RNA. It is a transcript of the gene PHLDA1, whose product is annotated as pleckstrin homology like domain family A member 1. Bases 212 to 1360 code for a protein of 382 amino acids. Gene Ontology annotation, biological process: positive regulation of apoptotic process. NCBI's taxonomy places the organism in Eukaryota, Metazoa, Chordata, Mammalia, Artiodactyla, Balaenopteridae. Gene Ontology annotation, cellular component: nucleus. The transcript is spliced from 2 exons. The record is from RefSeq and is a predicted model, not a curated record. Gene Ontology annotation, molecular function: phosphatidylinositol phosphate binding.
AUGGCCUCUCAGCGCCCUCUGCGCCUCGGCAUCGUUCGCUGGCCAGCUCGGGCGCCCUCGGCUGUGGCCGCGGGCGGAGGAGAGGAGUUUCCGGGGCUCGGGUCCCUGCAGCCAUCCCGGGGAAGGAGCGCGGAAGCGAGUGGGCGGCGAGAGGCGGAGCAAGGGACGCGGGGGGCGUGGACGCGGCCGGCUUUGGAAAGGCCCCAAGUUAAUGAGGCGUGCGCUGGCGGCGGAGUGCCUUUCGGAGCUGGGCUUUCCCCCGCGGCGCGGGCGCCAGGAGCCGCCUUUUCCGCUGGGUGUCACUCGGGGGUGGGAGGGAUGGCCCAUUCAAAAGCGCCGCGAGGGGGCCCAGCCAGAGCCCUUCCGUGAGCGCUCGCAAGAGGACGGCAGAGGCCCGGCGGCUCGCAGCUCCCGGACCUUGUGGCGCAUCAGGACGCGGCUGCCCUGCUGCCCGGACCCCGAGGAGCCGCCGCCGCCUCCGCCGCUCUGCUUCCUGCGCGUUAGCCUCUUCUGCGCGCUCCGGGCGGGCGGCCGCGGGAGCCGUUGGGGCGAGGACGGCGCGCGCCUGCUGCUGCCGCCCCCGGCCCGGGCGGCUGGAAGAGGAGAGACCGAGCCGAGCGGCGGCCCCCCCUAUGCCGGGAGGAUGUUGGAGAGCAGCGGCUGCAAGGCGCUGAAGGAGGGUGUGUUGGAGAAGCGCAGCGACGGGUUGCUGCAGCUCUGGAAGAAAAAGUGCUGUAUCCUCACUGAGGAGGGGCUGCUGCUCAUCCCGCCCAAACAACUGCAACACCAGCAGCAGCAGCCCGGGCAGGGGCCGGUCGAGCCAUCCCAGCCCGGAGGCCCCGCUGUGGGCAGCCUCGAGCCGCCCGUCAAGCUGAAGGAAUUGCACUUUUCCAACAUGAAGACCGUGGACUGCGUGGAGCGCAAAGGCAAGUAUAUGUACUUCACUGUGGUGAUGGCCGAGGGCAAGGAAAUCGACUUUCGGUGCCCGCAGGACCAGGGCUGGAACGCGGAGAUCACGCUGCAGAUGGUGCAGUACAAGAAUCGUCAGGCCAUCCUGGCGGUCAAGUCCACGCGGCAGAAGCAGCAGCACCUGGUCCAGCAGCAGCCGCCGCAGCCGCAGCUUCAGCCCCAGUCCCACCCCCAAGCCCCGCCGCAGCCACAGCCGCAGCCGCAACCCCAACCCAAGCCCCAGCCGCAGCCGCAGCCGCAGCCGCAGCCGCAGCCGCAGCCGCAGCCGCAGCCGCUCCAUCCGUAUCCGCAUCCGCACUUGCGUUCGCACCCACAUCCGCACCCGCACCCACUACCGCUCUCGCAGCCGCACGGCCAGCGGCUUCUCCGUAGCACCUCCAACUCUGCCUGAAGAGGGCAGCACCCGGGGCAGACGAGGUUGUGAGGACUUGAGGAAGUGGGACGAGCACCUUUCUAUUGUCUUCACUUGGAUCGAAAACAAAACAGUCGCCCCGCCCGCACCAGACCAAGUAGUUUGGACAGAAUCCGACCGAUAGCUUGCGAUUCCUCUUAGUUUUUCUGCAUACUCUUCAUCACAGUGCAGGAAAUGAUUUCGAGUCCAGAAGGCUUUAUUUAUGAACCUUUGAGAGGAUCUUCCAGUAUGGUGGACCUUUUAGGAGCGAUGAUGUACUGUAAUGUUAUUUUAAUGUAUUUUGAUUUAUGAUUAUUUAUUAGUUUUUUUAAAAAUGCUUGUUCUGAGACAUUUCUGAAUGUAGGCCAUUUUCCAAAAAAGAAACUUUAUUUUCAAAAACCUAUUCCCUAGUAAGUUCUAAUCUUGGGAAAGAAGAAAGUAAAAGGGCGGUGAGGAGGAACACAUCAAGAAUUCAUUUUCAGAAGGUCUGACACUUAAAUGUUAUACCAGGUGGUUGAAAUUAAACUCUGUGAUACUA